AAUUGCAACAUUUUUGAAAGCUGUCACUCGGCCAGUAUUUUUCUCUUCUGAUUUUCGGAUAAUAGAGUGUAAUAUUAAUUAACUGAGUAUUUUUACAUUAUGUCGGAAAGCAAAGAUGUUUCGAAAAAUGAUGCCGAUCCCGAAUUGGAUGACUUGUUGGACAGUGCUUUACAAGAAAUGACGAAGAAACCUGAAACAAAAACUGAAGAAACUCCACAGAAUAUAUGGAGCGAGGAAUUUAUUAAAGAAGCCGCCUCGCAGUUUGAAAGCAACAUGGCCGCUAUACUUGGCGGCUUCAGCGGAGUCCCUGAGGAUCAAAUAACACAGGAGCAAAUUGCAUCGACAUUUUCAAAAAUGGCGGAAGCGGCAGCGCAGGUGCUGAAGCCGAUGAAAGAAAAUGAAGCUCUCCCAGCAAGCGAUCCCGGGGCGCAAGAGAAAAUAGACGAGGUGUCAGCAGCCAUCUCACAGACGCUACAGAAUUUAAACACUAAUUCAGAAAGCUUGCAAACUCCGUUCUCCGAACAGGAUCUAGCCAACAUGUUCAAUAAUUUCAAUUUAAGCGAAGGAAGUCAGGACGGGAAUAUGUUCCUACCCUUCAUGCAAGGAAUGAUGCAGUCAUUGCUAUCCAAGGAGGUUUUGUAUCCGUCACUGAAGGAACUGGUGGACAAAUAUCCAGACUGGUUAAGGGAUAACAAAGGCAAAUUACCGCAGGAGGAUUACGAACGAUAUGAAAAACAGCAGUCGUUAAUGAAUCAGGUGUGUUCGGAGCUGGAACCGGAACAAGAAUCUGAUCCCGAAGACGUGAAGAGGAAGAGGUUCGAGAAAGUACUGAAAUUGAUGCAGCAGAUGCAAGAUUUAGGCCAGCCCCCCACAGACUUGGUGGGCGAUAUGGCAGUCCCGCCUGAAGGGUUCGCGGCGCCCCCGGGUCAGGACGCGUCCCAGUGUUGUGUAAUGUAGUGUAUAUUGUGGGACUGUUGAUGAUGUACCGUUUUUCUUGAGAUGCAAUUGGCUGUGAUGGAUAUAUUGAACGGAAAUCAAUGGUCAUUGAAUGAGUAUAUGCACUUGGGAUUGGAUUUUUUUCUUCUUUGCUAAUGUUUUUAAAUAUCCGCGUGUGAUAUUGAACGUGUAAUUUUCGUUACAUUGAAAAUAUUUACAUUAUUUGCAUUAAAAUCAAGAUGAUAAUAAUAUAUAUAUAUAUUUAAUGUCAUUUCUGGUAUAUGAGAUUUUUUUGAUGAUUGGAAAAUCCUAAAUUUUUAUCCAUCUAUCGUAAAAAUCAACAGUAUUGAUUUUGUUGUUAAAUGUUCAUUUUGCUCGCUCAACCAAAAGCAAGAAGCUAAUAAAAAAAAAUUUGGAUAUGUAUGAGGCACAAACUAGCUUAAGAUAUAUAAGCUUCGUAUACUGACAGUUUUCGGAAAUGUUUGUAUAUACUCGACAAGCUUCGGGAGUCAAUGCAAGAAUCGCUUUCGGAAAUCUUCUGAAAGAUUCGGGUGACUUCGGAACGAUUCGGGUAACUUCGGACAGAUUCGGGUGAGAUCGGAAAUCUUCGGAAAGAUUCGGGUGACCUCGGGAGUCGAUGAAUUUGUAAUUUAUGCGGCCCACACAUACCACAACGCCUCUCUCGUCUCAAGAAAAUAGCCUUACAGCGUGACGCGGAUGUUAAAUAAUUGUAGUUUUAAUAUGGUUUUUUAUUAUAAAUAUUUUGUUUAAAUUGACAUAAUUUGUGUUGGUGAAGAUUGGACAUCUCAUUUACAUCGUAUAUCUCAAGAUAUAUCUCGGGAUAUAUCUCGAGAUAUCUUGGUGUUGUCAAUUAUUUAUGACUAUUAACACUAAUCCUACACGCUUGGUAGUUUUUAUUUAAAUUUUUUCUAACAGAUUUAUGAAAUUAAUUUAUUUUAUUCGUUGUAACUUGACUGUAGGCGAUGAAAGUCGCCUAGUACCAUCUUACACUGUUAACUUAGAUACUUACAGUUAACGGUUUCAUGAAUAAAAACACGAAAUAAAGUUAAAAAAUUAUGUCUUCUGUCCAGAUUGUCUUACAAAUAUAAUGUAUCCGAAUAUAUAACACACAUUAAUAUUUCGUGCCAAAGACAGUUGAUUCCAGAAUUCUUAACCACAAGUAGGUUCCUAAACAUUAAUCUGAUGUGUUUUUUUGUGGAAAAUUUAUUUAUAUGCACAAGUGUAUUAUGUUAUUAAAUAUAUACGGUUGGA
This is a messenger RNA of Danaus plexippus (monarch butterfly), 2208 nucleotides long. It is a transcript of the gene Pex19, whose product is annotated as peroxisomal biogenesis factor 19. The record is from RefSeq and is a predicted model, not a curated record. NCBI's taxonomy places the organism in Eukaryota, Metazoa, Arthropoda, Insecta, Lepidoptera, Nymphalidae. Gene Ontology annotation, biological process: protein import into peroxisome membrane. Gene Ontology annotation, cellular component: peroxisome; peroxisomal membrane. The transcript is spliced from 8 exons. The coding region runs from base 100 to 957 and encodes 285 amino acids.